This is a messenger RNA of Pyrus x bretschneideri (Chinese white pear), 667 nucleotides long. Its product is annotated as ubiquitin-60S ribosomal protein L40. Gene Ontology annotation, cellular component: ribosome; cytoplasm; nucleus. Gene Ontology annotation, molecular function: ubiquitin protein ligase binding; structural constituent of ribosome; protein tag activity. The record is from RefSeq and is a predicted model, not a curated record. The transcript has 5 exons. Gene Ontology annotation, biological process: modification-dependent protein catabolic process; translation; protein ubiquitination. Bases 59 to 445 code for a protein of 128 amino acids. NCBI's taxonomy places the organism in Eukaryota, Viridiplantae, Streptophyta, Magnoliopsida, Rosales, Rosaceae.
UAGAGCAAAACAGCUUUGCUGCCGCCGAGAGCGAGACACACAGAGACAGAGGGAGAAGAUGCAGAUCUUCGUGAAAACCCUAACAGGGAAGACUAUCACCCUCGAGGUGGAGUCUAGCGACACCAUCGACAACGUCAAGGCCAAGAUUCAGGACAAGGAAGGUAUUCCACCGGACCAGCAGAGGCUCAUUUUUGCCGGGAAGCAGCUCGAGGAUGGCCGUACUCUCGCCGACUACAACAUCCAGAAAGAAUCAACUCUGCAUUUGGUUCUGAGGCUUCGUGGUGGGAUUAUUGAGCCGUCUCUCAUGGCAUUAGCUAGGAAGUACAACCAGGAAAAGAUGAUCUGCCGCAAGUGUUAUGCACGCCUGCACCCCCGUGCCGUUAACUGCAGGAAGAAGAAGUGUGGACACAGCAACCAGCUGAGGCCAAAGAAGAAGAUCAAGUAAACUGGGAAUCGAGACAGCGGAAUGUGGCAUCUUUUUGGAUCAUUUAGGUCUUGGACAUUUUAUUUUAAAACUUUGUUAGCGUCAAGCAGGGUAUUGUUAUAAAGUUUAGCAUCAACAUUUUUCAACUUGCUUUGGAAUUUUUCUGUGAUGUUGCGUAAUCUUGGCGUCGUUUAAGCUUCUUACUAUGAGAAAUGGCAUUCAAAGGCAAUCGCUUUUCUUCCA